Messenger RNA from Dermacentor andersoni, 1393 nucleotides. Its product is annotated as serine/arginine-rich splicing factor 5-like. NCBI's taxonomy places the organism in Eukaryota, Metazoa, Arthropoda, Arachnida, Ixodida, Ixodidae. Gene Ontology annotation, cellular component: nucleus; cytoplasm. Gene Ontology annotation, molecular function: mRNA binding. The record is from RefSeq and is a predicted model, not a curated record.
CUGGCGAUGUCCGUGAAAUCCCCGUCGUGGAUGCGUUGCAGGCGUCGUGUGGGAGGAAGGUCACCUUCGGCGUACUCGUGCUCUAAGCCCAGUUCUCUCGUAUUAUUAGUAAGAAAACUUCGUAGAAAUAACGUAGGACGUGGCAUUAAUUGAAGUCGCACCAGCAGAAGUGGCUUUGAGAUGACGUCACGCGUCUACGUCGGACGCCUCAACUACGAAGUCCGCGAGCGGGACUUGGAGCGCUUCUUCAAGGGCUUCGGUCGCAUCCGCGAGAUCAGCAUCAAGAACGGAUUCGGCUUUGUGGAGUUUGAUGACCACAGAGAUGCAGAUGAUGCUGUGUACGAGUUGAAUGGAAAAGAACUGCUUGGAGACCGGGUCUCUGUGGAGUUGGCCCGUGGCAUCCGACGUGGGGCCGACUAUUAUCGCUCACGUGCUGCAUCCCGGUCACCACCAAGGCGCCGCUAUGGCCCACCGACAAGGACGGAGUACCAGCUGACUGUCGAGAACUUGAGCAGUCGUGUGAGCUGGCAGGACUUGAAAGACUACAUGCGGCAAGCUGGCGAGGUGACCUAUGCCGAUGCUCAUCGCCUCCGCCGCAAUGAAGGGGUGGUGGAGUUUGCCACUUACUCAGACAUGAAGAACGCACUGGACAAGUUGGACAACACAGACUUGAGUGGGCGGCGCAUCCGCCUCAUCGAAGAAAAAAGGCGUAGCAAGUCCCGUUCUCGGUCGCGCUCUCGUUCCCGUUCUCGGCGUCGCCGCAGUCCAACUCGCUCACGCUCGAGGAGCCGGCGCCGUAGUCGUUCCCGCAGCCCGGUCAAGCGCAGGUCUCGAUCCCGAUCUAGGUCCAGGAGUGCAGCCCGCCGUGGCCGCAGUCGAUCGAGGUCCCGGAGUGCCAAACGACGAAGCCAUUCCCGAACGCCCGUCAAGCGUCGCUCGCGCUCGCCAACUCACUCGCGUUCCCGCUCCCGAAGUCCAGCCCCAAAGCGGCGAGCCCCUUCUCGAUCUGCCAGCCGAUCACGCUCCAGGUCCCGCUCAAAGUCAAAAUCGAAGUCGAAGAGCAAAUCCCGGAGCCGCAGCAAGUCGCCGGAGACCAACAACCGCCACCACUCGGCAUCUCGCUCCCGGUCUAGGUCGCGCUCCCGUUCGCGGUCAAAGUCCCCUGUCAAGAACAACAAUGACAACUCUAAUGAUAGCAGUUGAAGUGAUGACCUGUUCAUUUCGCACAGCUAAAACAUGGGCUGGCCUUGUGCAUUGCUCUUGCCAUUGUCCGUGCUCCCUUUUCAUAUUCUCAGGGCCUCCCCUAGAUGUCCUGGACACUGUAUAUAGUAACCUUGUGACCUGUAUAUUUCAUUUACUGGCAUGUAAUAAACCCAUCAUGUAUGUCACACAA